ACUUCCUUGCCAUUUAUGUUAAUGUUUGGUAGAUUAUGGAACUUCAGUACGGUCCUUGGUGUAACUCGGACAUAAUGAUGUCGUCAGUCGAUUGAUCACCCUGUAGAUUAAAUAACCCUCUGACGACUCACUAAGAUAUUGCUAUUUGAUUGGUUGCCAAUAUUUUCUCUCGCACGUAUAAAUUCAAUUUAAUAAAUUAGAGGUUUAUUUGAUAAAAUGAUGAAGUUACGAAUUGGGUGGAUUUUGAUGUGUUUUGUUGGUGCAGUGUUCAGUCAAGGGAACACGCUUAACCUUACCCCGAACACAGGCAGUGGUUUGGACGUUUUUUCGUUUCCUACACAGAAUUUGGGAAACAGUCAAACUCCAGGUACUGAUUCAAAUCUGAAUUCUGGAUUACAACCUGUGAACACAGGAUUAAGCGCCUCUACAACAAAUACAGUGGGAACCCAGACCGGAACUCUCGGAACAAAUCCAGCUGCUGGAACCGGAACUGGAACGAUUCAAGGAGGUUUUCCUACAAUUGGUGGCGCAACUUCUUUACAAAACACUGGUCUCCCAUCCCAAACUACCGGUUUAACUCAAGGUCAACCAGGGUUUCCCAAUGGAGUGCAACUUGGAGUUAAUGGGUUUCCACCUACUCAGGGUAUCCCUGGUCCCAUGAAUCAGGGAUUCCCGCCUCAGUUUGGACCACAAGGACGUGUUCCUGGACAAGGGGGUUUUAUGGGACAGGCCGGUUUUAAUGGACAGCCAGGACCUAAUGGACAACCAGGAAUGGGAUUUAAUGGACAAGCUGGCUUUAACAAUCUCCCAGGAUUCAAUGGACAGCCUGGGUUCAACGGACAACCUGGGUUCAAUGUGCCUCCAAAUUUUAACGGUCAACCUAAUAUGCCAGGAGGAUUCAACGGACAACAAGGAUUUCCACGACCAGGAUUCAAUGGUGCACAGGGCGGAUUCAAUGGUGGUCCACCAGGUUUCGGACAACCGGGUUUCAAUGCUGGACAACAGGGAUUUAAUGGCGGACAACCACCACUAAACGGAUUUCCAGGAGGACAGCCAGGAUUACCCAAUCAACAAGGAUUUCCGGGACAACCCGGGGCAUUUCCUGGACAAUUGCAACCCUCUCUAGUUCCCGGGGGUCAAGGAAGCCAGACACAAUGUCACCAGACGGAUUGUCCAACUGGUCAACAAUGCGCCUUUACCCCAACUGUUGCUGCACAAGCUCAAUAUAUGUGUCCGAAAUGGAUUCCUAUGUUAAGAUGCCAGUGUGUUGCGGGUUGCCGGGCACAGAACACAUUUAUUCCUUUCGGACAGUCUCGACAGAUUGACCAAUGUGGAAACGUGUGUACCUGUAAUAACAGUCAAUCUGGAGAGGCUGCCUGCACGAUGCGAGCUUGUCCGGAUCUUUCUGGAUAGAAAUAAAGAAAAUCUGUCAUCAUACAUGAUGUCCUUUACUAAAUUAUUACAACGUUACAAGGGCUAUUCCUGCGUCGCCCUAUUUUGUUUCUGUGAU
Molecule: messenger RNA, 1510 nt
Organism: Saccostrea cuccullata (small rock oyster)
Lineage: Eukaryota; Metazoa; Mollusca; Bivalvia; Ostreida; Ostreidae
Product: collagen alpha-1(IV) chain-like
Exons: 4
Coding region: 217-1413 (398 amino acids)
Source: RefSeq, a predicted model, not a curated record